This is a messenger RNA of Trichoderma virens Gv29-8, 930 nucleotides long. RefSeq lists its product as uncharacterized. NCBI's taxonomy places the organism in Eukaryota, Fungi, Ascomycota, Sordariomycetes, Hypocreales, Hypocreaceae. The coding region runs from base 1 to 930 and encodes 309 amino acids. The transcript has a single exon. The record is from RefSeq and is a predicted model, not a curated record.
AUGCAGUCGAUAUCUGCACCAUCUGAAAGCGCCUUCAUCGCAGCAUUUGGUCAUUUGAUGCCUCAAGUAUCGUUUCUGCAAACAAAAUACGGCAGGGUCGCAGUUUAUGAGCUGCUCCCCUCGUCUCCCCUACCCGCGGAUGCCACGGGCGCGAUAUCCCGUGUACUUUUUGUGCAUGGCAUCCAGACAUCCGCAAUUGGCCUGCUGCCACUAGCAAGCGCUCUCUCUUCGCGUUUUCCAUAUGCCAAAUGCGUACUUGUUGACUUGUGGGGUCACGGGCUCACAGACACUCCAUUUGUAGCUCACGAUGCGACUUUGUUCCACAGUCUACUGGAAUCUGUAAUGGUACACCUUGAAUGGGAAAACGCUCACUUGGUUGGCUUCUCGUUUGGCGCGUCAGCAACUGCAAGUUUUGUGGCAGCAAAACCAGAACGCGUGGCUUCCAUGACACUUGUUGCACCUGCAGGUUUCAUCCGUCAAGGACAGUUUGAGGAAUUACACAGAAGCUACUUGCGUGGUGGCGAAGGCACAGAAGAGUCGGCGAAAGAGUGGAUUCUGCACCUCUUGGAAGGUGGAGACCUCGUAGUCCCGUCUGACUGGAAAGAAAGAGUUGAUAGAGGUGAAGUGGUUGCUGAGGCGGUUAGAGACUGGCAAAUGAAGAACCAUGAUGGCCACGUAGCGAGUGUAGUAGCCAUAUUCAGAGAUGGUGGUGUUUUAGACAAUGACGACGAGUUUUUAAAAGCAGCGAAAACGGGCGUCAGACAUCUCUGUAUACUGGGAGAGCUGGACGAUAUAGUCAGCGGACAAGAUUUACUCCGCGUUGGGAUGAACAACUAUGUGGUCGUUCCACAGUCUGGACAUGCUGUUGUGCGAGAAAAAGUCCUAGAAGUCGCUGAUCUGAUAGAAGAUUUCUGGAAGAAGCUCAAUUGA